AUGACAACCCAAGUCCCAAACCCAGUUGCUCCUAACACAUCAUUUUCUAGUGAUGCGUUGACCCAAGGCGCAAGGCGCAGGGCGCAAGGCGAAGAUUUGCAGACGAUGCGUUCUGCCCAUACCCCACCCCUCCGCGGCCCUAGUACAGUCAGCAACGUCAGCGACCCAUGUUCAUCGUCUUUAGAACACCCAGCGGCGAUCAUCGACUCGAAGCUCACACCGGAUCACUUAGCCGCGGCAAAUCACCAAUCCGCAACCUUUGAAACAAACGCCCGUGGCAACGACACUGGUCUGACAAUACAACGACGCCGUCUAUCAGGAAUCUCUCGCUCAGAUGCAGGUUGA
This is a messenger RNA of Bipolaris oryzae ATCC 44560, 345 nucleotides long. RefSeq lists its product as uncharacterized. Lineage: Eukaryota; Fungi; Ascomycota; Dothideomycetes; Pleosporales; Pleosporaceae. The coding region runs from base 1 to 345 and encodes 114 amino acids. The record is from RefSeq and is a predicted model, not a curated record. The transcript has 2 exons.